Molecule: messenger RNA, 876 nt
Organism: Nematolebias whitei (Rio pearlfish)
Lineage: Eukaryota; Metazoa; Chordata; Actinopteri; Cyprinodontiformes; Rivulidae
Gene: gdnfa
Product: glial cell derived neurotrophic factor a
Exons: 2
Coding region: 27-773 (248 amino acids)
Biological process (GO): positive regulation of branching involved in ureteric bud morphogenesis; peripheral nervous system development; negative regulation of neuron apoptotic process
Molecular function (GO): receptor tyrosine kinase binding; growth factor activity; glial cell-derived neurotrophic factor receptor binding
Source: RefSeq, a predicted model, not a curated record
CUUUCUCUAUAGGAACUGAGUCUAAGAUGAAGUUAUGGGAUGUUCUGGCCACAUGUUUCUUGCUCCUGAGCUCUGUUGCCACCCGACCUCUCUACCAAAACUCUCCGCCAGCCAAGAGGACUCCCUUCCCCAGCAGCUAUCGUGAUUCUGUUGAAGAGGAAGAGUCAUCGUUCCAGCGUGAAGACCACAACCUGCAGGAGAUCUCCAUGGAGGAUCAGUAUGAAUCUGCGGGUCUCUAUCCUGAGCAGUUUGAGGAUGUGAUGGAUUUCAUCGAGGCUACCAUCGGCCGGCUGCGGAGAUCAUCGGAGCCCAGCACGAGCCCCAGGGGCCGGAGGGAGCCGAGGCAGAAAGGAGCCGCAAAGAUGAGAGGCGCCAGAGGAGAAGGGCGAGGGCACGGAGACAAGAGGAGGGGGCGAGGCCGAAGUCGGAGCGGCAAAGGAGGUGGAGGGGAGAAGGGAAAGGAGAGGAUAUCUGUACAGAGCCGAAGCUGCUUACUGAAGGAGGUCCACCUAAACGUGACGGAUUUGGGGCUGGGGUAUCAGACUAAAGAGGAGCUGAUUUUCCGCUACUGCAGUGGCCCCUGCAUCGAGGCGGAGACCAACUACGACAAGAUCCUGAACAACCUCACACACAAUAAAAAGCUGGACAAAGACACGCCUUCUCGCACCUGUUGUCGACCGAUCGCGUUCGAUGACGAUUUAUCCUUUUUGGACGAUAAUGUGGUGUAUCACACGCUGAAGAAGCACUCGGCUAGGAAGUGCGGCUGCGUUUAAGGAAGUCACAUGACCAGCAGCAGCCAAUUACGGAUCCCACUGACAUGCCGGUGCUAUACAGGGACAGACUGCGGUUGGACAUUUGUAUGGGAAGUCAAAGAGU